Molecule: messenger RNA, 2731 nt
Organism: Exaiptasia diaphana
Lineage: Eukaryota; Metazoa; Cnidaria; Anthozoa; Actiniaria; Aiptasiidae
Product: class E basic helix-loop-helix protein 41
Exons: 7
Coding region: 168-1529 (453 amino acids)
Biological process (GO): anterior/posterior pattern specification; regulation of neurogenesis; regulation of transcription by RNA polymerase II
Cellular component (GO): nucleus
Molecular function (GO): RNA polymerase II cis-regulatory region sequence-specific DNA binding; protein dimerization activity; DNA-binding transcription factor activity, RNA polymerase II-specific
Source: RefSeq, a predicted model, not a curated record
AAAUACGUAGUUAACUGCCUGGCACACUUCGACUAGUUCAUAGUAAAAGUCUCUGGAAAUCGAGGAUUUGGAGCCACUAGCGUCCCAAGAGAUAUCAAAUCUUAUACACUUCAAUUCCAUACUGCUAAACCCAAAUGGGUUUUGAAGAUUAAGUCUUAAUAUUAGUGAUGAGCGAGUUCUAUUCGAGCGAAAUGCCCAUUGCCAAGGACCAUACCGAAAUCGAUGUCGAGACGAACUCGAAUUCACCAACUCCGUUCAAUGCAUCUGAAUCAAUGGGGAUACCCGUGAAAAAGAAGACACCGUCUGAGUGCUCACAUAAAGUAAUUGAGAAAAGAAGAAGAGACAGGAUAAAUAAAUGCCUUGUGGACCUUGGUCAUAUAAUACCAAAAGCACAGGGCUCAGGUAAAUUAGAAAAGGCAGAAGUACUAGAAUUGACAGUUGAAUAUAUCAAGAAGCUUCACAAUUCUACAAUGAACAGCACAAAUGGUGAUAGCACUAUAAAUAGAGCCAGCAGUGAUGGACAGAACUCUCAGGACAAAGAGCAACCCACAGCAUGUACAAAAAGAGAACUGCAAAGCUAUUCCAAAGGCUACAGUGACUGUACAAAUGAGGUGUUGCACUUUAUGAUCACCGUCGAAGCAACAGACCCUCAAUUACCUUGCUUUCAACGGCUUAUGGCACAUCUCAGAAACAACUGUCGUCUGCUGGUAGACUUUGAAAAUACCAAAAAAGAACACCACAAGUCAAGUUCUGUGGCAAGUCUUAAACUACACAAUAAACGAAGCUUUGCUAAUAUCGAGGGGCAAAGUGGAGGGCCAAAAGCAAAAAGGUCACGUGAGAAAUCUGAUAGUCCACGUGACAAUUCCGCCACAAAUGGUAAUGGAAAUGACGAACCUAAACCCCCUCCGAGUAUAUCUGGGAUGACACCAGAGGACAAAGUUUAUAAAGCUGCGUUUAAGAACAGUAACGGCGAUAAAGGAAACCCAGCUAACGUCCUUCCUACGUACGCAAACAAUUUGUUUCCAAUCGGUAACCAAGGCUACCCGACGCCGUAUGGCCUCCCGGCCUACGCCCUCUAUCCUGCUGGAACACACUACGUCCCAGUCCCUAUCCAAACUGGAGUUCAAUUUCCUGGCAAUAACCUAAGUGGAUCUAUUCUACCUGCACCAAUUGUUGCACCAGGGCUUGGUUACUUAGGGUCACAUAUUCCUGGCAUGUCAACGCUGCCUAUUGGAGGUUUAUCAAACCCUUUCAGUGGACUUGUUCCUCCUUAUGUCCCUAUGGGGGGUAUAGGAGGGAUUACAUCUUUGAAAGGACCUGAGGGCCUACCAGCAUACCUUGCCCAGGACGCAAAGUCUAAAGAAAGAAACCAAGAAAGAGCUCAAGAUUCAAGCGGAAGCAGUGAAAACGACUCAAGUGGGGAUGAGUAUAACUACUCAACAACUUCUUCAAGUAAUUUAUCAGAUGUCGGUAUUCAGACCGAUCACACGAUUGACCACUCGGACUAUUACAGUUCUGGUAGUCGGUGACCAUUGGGCCUUAACAGUGCUGAUAGUCGGUGGCCACUCGGACUUUAUAGUGCUGGUAGUCGGUGGCCACUCGGACUUUAUAGUGCUGGUAGUCGGUGACCACUCGGAGUAUUACAGUGCUGGUAGUCGGUGACCAUUCGGACUAUUACAGUGCUGGUAGUCGGUGACCACUCGGAGUAUUACAGUGCUGGUAGUCGGUGACCAUUCGGACUAUUACAGUGCUGGUAGUCGGUGACCACUCGGACUAUUACAGUGCUGGUAGUUGGUUAGUAGUUGGAGUGUAAUACUGCUCUGAUAAUUUGUAUAAUACUAUAAUUUACCAGUCGCUACAGAUCAAUUCGGUCUAGUAUUCUUAAAUCCUUGUAGCAUCCACAGGUACCCAAGGGUUCUGUCGCUCGUUCAUUGCGCGCGCAUCAAGGCCGGUAACCCUUGAGUUCUUGAGGAUACGUCGUAGUGGGCGGAAAAAGUUAAACUUUUGGGAUAAUAUACCAUGAAUGGUAGUUUUCUGUUUCAGUAUUUCAGAAACCAAUGCAAUUGUAACUUUGAGCCUUCUAUUGGUCAAGAGUUGAGAUGAAAUAGAUUAUUAACCAGACCAUUAUAAGGGAAUCGCCGAUAGAGUGAAGUCUUCUCUACUGUUUUCAUAGCAGGACACUUUUGAGCCCAAUGCCAUUCGAUUCUCUUGACUGAACAUCGAAACCAUUCUCGUACCCAGCUCCUUAUCCGUUUCCUUUAGAGGUUCUGGUUGGAGACAAAUGAGUCUUUAUUUUUAUUGAUUCGAAAAUUGCUCUGCGCCAUCAGUAUGAAUAUAUUGAAAGGCUUAUAUUGUUUGUCUUCUGGUAUCGUCUCCAACCAGAGGCUUCGAUUUUCAGUUAGGAAACUGAGAAGGGCCUGGGUACGAGAACGAAACCUGUGCUAGUUAAGAAAAUCGACGGCGAAUGAUUGAAAAUAGCAUCGAUCUUUGAAAGUGUGGUAUAGGUACUACAUAUAUUUGAAUAUAUAAUUAAUAAUUAAUAGCGACAUAAGAGCAUUCUAUGUGUACAUGAGAACCAUACAUAUGGACAUCCAUAUAUGAAAGUCAUGCGAAAGACUCUACUCAAUAGUUCUUAGGGAGAAACAAUUGGAUUUAAUCCUAUAAUGUACAUAUUAUUUGGAAAUAAAAAAAUGUAAAGAAGUGAAAUCAAUUAAAAUUAUCUUGAAUGGAA